AUGACUAAAAAAAAUACAUAUAACCCUGACAUGGUUCAAGAGAAAGAAGCAGAAAUUGGGAAAGGUAUCAAUGAAGGUAAAAACAACAAAAGAAUCAUGAUACCUGUUGAAGGUUCGGAAUAUGAUGAGGAUCAAGUUGUAAGAAGGAAAGUUGUUAUUAAAGACCUAAAGUUCCUCAAAUACGAAAAAGAAUAUAUGACAAGAUCUACUAAUGAGUCGAAUUGGACAAGAGCAGGUUAUAAUGGUUCUUUAGCUAACGUAGUUAAUAAGGCUGUUAAAAAAAUACAAAAAACUUCAAUUAGUAACACCUGA
Molecule: messenger RNA, 312 nt
Organism: Entrophospora candida
Lineage: Eukaryota; Fungi; Glomeromycota; Glomeromycetes; Entrophosporales; Entrophosporaceae
Source: the annotation of a GenBank genome assembly